Molecule: messenger RNA, 1167 nt
Organism: Anthonomus grandis grandis
Lineage: Eukaryota; Metazoa; Arthropoda; Insecta; Coleoptera; Curculionidae
Product: protein rhomboid
Exons: 6
Coding region: 176-1024 (282 amino acids)
Cellular component (GO): membrane
Molecular function (GO): serine-type endopeptidase activity
Source: RefSeq, a predicted model, not a curated record
UUACACUAAUUACUGUUGACAUGGCUCACGAAAUUAGUACAAGAUUGUUGUUAUUGCUAAAGGUGAGGUGCAUUUUGUCUGAAAUUUAUUGAUUUUAAAGAAGUAACUGGUUAAUCAAUACAAUAUAAGAAAAAAGGUAUGAAGCAAGGUAGUUAAGUAAAGAAAAUACGCCGUAAUGGCUAUUGAAGAUGGGUACCUUUCCAGUCCGGCUAGUACCCCAGAUACCAGUUUCGACGAGGAGAAGUUUCUGGUUAAAAGAUUUCAUGCCGCUGUUACAGACUCCAGGAGAAGAAUUACUGCCAACAAAGGCAAGUGGUAUUACGAACUUGCCAGAAAUGUGCCUGUUGCUAUUUUAUGUGUCAGUCUUUUACAGAUACUAUUUCACAUAUAUGCCACCUCGUCUCUUAAGAAAUACUUACGGUUCGAGCCUAGUAAACGUCUAGAGCUAUGGAGGUACGUUACUUACAUGUUGGUACACGAAGACUGGUCUCAUUUGGUACUAAAUGUAGUCAUACAAUGUAUUUUUGCUGCUCUUCUGGAAAUCAAUCAGGGCCGCUUAAGAGUACUAGCAAUAUACACCAUUGGAGGCGUAACAGGAGUUUUGGGAGCUGCCUGUCUUCAUUCUGAACUGAUUGUUGGAGCCUCAGCGGGGGGAUAUGCCUUAUUGCUUGCCAAUGUAGCUGACUUAGUUUUAAAUUUCGAGACAAUCAAGUACAAGAUCUACAGAUCCAUAUCCAUCACUACGCUAAUCCUAUUUGACAUUAUUUACGACAUUGUUCAUGUCACGGCAAAAAAAGAACCUCAAGUCUCCUGGCAAGCUCAUUUCUUCGGAGGACUGACUGGGAUAUUUUUAGGUUUAGUUCUGUUUAAAUGCCAGAAGCCAACAAAAUACCGAAAACCCCUCUUCUACAUCGGACUGGGAUUUUACACGUUAUUUGUCUUCGGUUUUAUUGUUUUUACUAUUCAAAUUGUUAAAUGUACUCCAAGUGAUUUGAUUCAUUAUAAAUAUGUUUAUUUUUGUUGAAGGUGUUAAAUGUAAUCAUGCAGUUAGUUACUUAACAUUUAUCUAAUCAUUUUAAAUAUGUCAUUACAGCUCUAGUGAAGUAAUUAUCUUUUUAUACCAUUUAUAUCAUAAGUAAUAUAGACUUCUAAUCAAAGUAAAUAUCA